Conger conger (European conger) is the source of this 5102-nucleotide messenger RNA. RefSeq names its product WRN RecQ like helicase (gene wrn). Bases 159 to 4658 code for a protein of 1499 amino acids. Gene Ontology annotation, cellular component: nucleoplasm; chromosome; cytoplasm. The record is from RefSeq and is a predicted model, not a curated record. Gene Ontology annotation, molecular function: nucleic acid binding; ATP binding; 3'-5' exonuclease activity. The transcript is spliced from 37 exons. Lineage: Eukaryota; Metazoa; Chordata; Actinopteri; Anguilliformes; Congridae. Gene Ontology annotation, biological process: DNA replication; telomere maintenance; double-strand break repair via homologous recombination.
GUUCCGGUUACACCCGAGACAGUUUAGUCCGAGAGGUAGAAAUUAUCGUGGGAUGGGGUGAAUAGUACGACAUCUCGUCACUCUAAAGAAUCUUUUCAACAGAGGAUUCCAAAACUUCCUACAGAUGGCGGGAGAAGCUAUUGUCUGUGGUUAAAACCAUGACGGACAGGACACUGCCAGGAUGGAUGUCAAUCGACUGCAACAAUGAAACCAGAGCGAAAAAAGGUCCGCAAGGAUUCUUAAAAAAAAACAUAUUAGAAGACAACCUACCAUUUCUGGAGUUUUCUGGUGCUGUUAUAUACAGCCGUGAGAAGAAUGAUUGCUCAUUUCUCUCUGAGGAUUUCAGAUCCAGCCUUGAACCUGGAGCCGCAGUGGGGUUUGAUGUGGAGUGGCCGCCUUCCUUUGUCAAGGGCAAGACAAAGAAAGUGGCCAUGCUGCAGUUGUGUGCAUCUGAGGACAAGUGCUACCUCUUCCAUCUAUCCUCCAUGUCAGGGUUUCCUCCUGGUCUGAAGGUGUUAUUACAGGAUGAGGCCAUCAAAAAGGUCGGGGUGGGCAUUCAAGGAGACAUGUGGAAACUACUAAGUGACUUUGAUAUCAAACUGAAGAACUUUGUGGAACUGUCAGAUCUGGCAAAUGAAACUCUCCGGUGCUCAGAGAAGUGGAGCCUGGAUGGACUGGUCAAGCACCUGCUGGAGAGGCGGCUCAUGAAAGACAAGGAUGUGCGCUGCGGCCAGUGGGACGACUUUGAGCUCACAGAGGACCAAAAGAGAUAUGCCGCAACCGACGCUUACGCUGGACUGAUAAUCCAUAAGAAGCUGCAAGAAAUGGUUUCUGCAGGGACCACUCUGCACUCUGCUGUGAAGGAGAAACUGCUCCAAAUAGCAAGUGAAAUGAAGGAGCUGGCUGAGCACGUUCCUGAGGGAGUCCACAACAUUAGCAGUGUUGCAGAACUAGUAGAGGACAUGACCGUAACCCUGGAGACACUGAGAUCUGUGCUGUUGGGGGAAAAUGUCGAGGCACUCACCACAGAGGCAGCAGGCCUUUCUGACCAGGGACCAUCGCAGGAAAAUGGAAAAGCAGGAGACCCUUGGGGCGAGGAGGUGAUGCUUUCUCCCUGCCAGGAAAAGGUGGCUGUCAAACUGGAGGCUGAAGACCUGAAUUGUUCUAGCAAGGAUCUCUACGACGUCCCUGAAAACAGUUAUGACCCGGUGGGACGGGUCAGGGGUCCUGAAGUUUGCAGCUCUGCCCAUGAAGACGGCGCCUGGAUGUCCCUGGAUAUCUCCGAGUAUGAGCUUCAGAUGCUCGAGAUGCAAGCCAAGCAAGAGGAACUUGAGGAACAAUCAACGCUUCAAUUCCAGGACCAGAGGACCUUGAAUGACUCCUCUGACCUCUCGUUUGUAGUUGAAAGUGAUGAAGAACUGGAGAAUGAAAUGCUGCAGUGUGUGGAGGAAGUGGAGAGGAUGAGCCAGAGUGAAACGCAUCAGACCAUCAUAGAUGACGAAGAGGACGAUGAAGAUGAGGGCAUUGAGGAAGAGGAGGAGGAAGAGUUUGAUCCUUCUCUCCCAGAACCAAACCCCGAGCAAAUUAAUUGUCUGAAAACAUAUUUCGGCCAUUUCCGCUUCAAGCCAGUACAAUGGAAAGUGAUUUACUCCGUUCUGAAGGAGAGGAGAGAUAACCUUGUUGUCAUGGCGACGGGCUACGGAAAGAGUCUGUGCUUCCAGUUCCCCCCGGUGUACUGCGGGGGCCUCAGUGUGGUUGUCUCCCCUCUCAUCUCCCUCAUGGAAGACCAGGUGCUGCAGAUGACAAUGUCAAACAUUCCAGCGUGUUUUCUUGGAUCUGCUCAGACGAAUGACAUCAUCCCUGACCUGAAGAAAGGCCUCUUUCGAGUGGCGUACAUGACUCCAGAGUUCUGUUCGGGAAGGAUCGCGCUUCUGGAGCAGCUUAACGCGAGCAUUGGUCUCACGCUCAUAGCCAUAGAUGAGGCCCACUGUAUCUCCGAGUGGGGGCAUGAUUUCCGGGGAGCGUACAGAAACCUGGGGCUGCUGAAGGCCAGACUGCCGGAGGUUCCCAUUGUGGCUCUGACGGCCACGGCCAGCCCCUCCAUCCGGGAUGACAUAGUGCAGAGUCUGAAGCUUGUCCAGCCCGUGGUCACGUGCACCACCUUCGACCGGCCCAACCUCUACCUGGGUGUGCAGCGCAAGUCCGGUGACAUGACGCAGGACCUCAAGCAGUUCCUGGUUGAAAAGAGCAAGGGCGAGUAUGAGUUUGAGGGCCCGGCCAUCGUGUACUGCCCCUCGAGGAAGGAGGCGGAGCGGGUCUCCUCAGCGCUGUGCAGGCUGGGCGUCCUGUGUGGCGUGUACCACGCUGGCCUGGCGACCAAGAGGAGGAGAGAGACUCAGUACGCCUUCAUGAGAGACGAGAUCCAGUGCAUUGCAGCCACGGUGGCCUUUGGCAUGGGGAUCAACAAGGCGGACAUCCGCAAAGUCAUCCACUACGGGGCCCCUAAGGAGAUGGAGUCAUACUACCAGGAAAUCGGGCGUGCCGGGAGGGACGGGCUGCCCAGCACGUGUCAUGUUCUGUGGACCGGCGGGGACAUGUCCUUAAACAAGUUCCUCCUAAACCAGGGGAGUAACGACCGAUUCCGAGGCUACAAGAUGAAAAUGCUGGCCAAAAUGGAGCAGUACCUCAAGUCCACCAAGUGCAGGAGGAAAUUAAUCCUUUCCCACUUUGAAGAUAAACAACUGCGCAAAGUGACAUCUGGUAUUAUCGGGACCAAGGAGUGCUGUGACAACUGCAGAUACAGCAUGGUACAGAGCCUCAGUGUGGACGAACCGGAGACCAGGCUGCAGAAUUUCGGCAGCGAGGCCUACCAGCUGAUGAGCGCCAUCUCCGCCCUGGAUGAGAGGUUUGGGUCGGUGGUGCCCGUUCUCUUCCUGCGGGGCUCUAGCUCGCGGAGAGUGCCAGAUAGGUACCGCAGGCACCGGCUGUUUGGGGCGGGGCAGAGCGUUUCGGAGGGCUGGUGGAAGGCCCUGGGCCAGAUGCUGCUCAUGGAGGACCUCCUGAAGGAGACUACAGGCCGCAACAAGUUCUCCACGCUGUGCAAGCUCACCCCCAAGGGGAGGAAGUGGCUCUGUUCAGCAGAAGACCAGUCCCAGCGCACCCUCUUCCUGCAGCCCAGCCCGGACCUGUGUGCCAGUGUCUCUGUGCCAGCAAGAAGCGACGUCCCCUCGUCUCCUGCAUCUGGUUUUCCCGUUAGCCACUCGGGGACCCCAAUUCAGAGGUCACAGCUGGAUAAAUAUGCCAGAGCAGAGACCAGUAAACUUGUCAGGUCUGCUGAUGCAUCAUCUGCAAGGCCGCAGCCUGGGUCCUCCAUGAAGCCCCCUGCAUUGAAACCUCCUCCCCCGGCCGUCUCCCCCAGAGAGCUGGAGCUGCAGGUGGAGCUUUAUGGGAAGCUUGUUGCUGGGCGACAGAAACUGGCCAGUGAGAAGGAUAUUCCGCCAGCCAUACUGGCCACAAAUAAGAUCCUACUUGACAUGGCGAAGAUUAGACCGUGCACGCAGGACAGCCUGAAGCUGGUGGACGGGGUUUCUGAAGCAAAGUCCAAAAUGCUAGAACCACUGCUCCGUAUCAUCAGUGAGUUCUGUCACAGCCACGGGCUCCAGGCCGACGCAUCCCCUAAAGCUGUAGAGCCCCGCCCGUCUGGGCCGGGGGUGACGGGGGUCACACUCGCCCCCUUGUUGGGCAGCGCCGCCAUCACCUACCGACUCUUCCAGGAGGAGGGUAAAAGCCUGAAACUGGUGUCUGACAGCCGCAGUCUGCCCCUUGCCGUGGUGGAGUCCCACCUGCUCCAGGCUUGGCGGGCCAACCUCCCACUGGACGCAGAGCGCGCCGGGCUGACCCCCACCAUCCGCACCACCAUCGCCAGCGCCAUCACAGGACAUCCCGUCAGCUCUGACCACAGCAGUAUAAAGGCGGUCCGUGCCCUGGUCCCAGAACACAUCAGCACCUUCCUGAUCCAGCUGGCUGUGAGCGAGUUCCAGAGGGAGGGGGUUCCCAGCAGCACGCCCCGGUCUCAGCACUCCCAGCCCACAGCGAGCGAGCCGGCGCCGUUCACCUGGAUCGAACCCGAGGACAAGCCCCUGAGGAGGGACGCGCGGCCGACCCUUUCCUCACAGAAGCAGACGAGUCCGGACUCAGACAGGAUUGAAAUGAUGGAGCUUUUCUCUCCCACUCCCCUGCCCAAGGGGUUUGUAGUGAAUGCCAGCACUGCCCCCUGCAGUUCAGAGGCUGUUAUUGGCACAAAAUCCACAUCCCACACUACUGCCGUAGAACUCGUCUCAAGGAACAAGGAACCGGUUACAGACGCACGUGGUCAGUGGAGCGAUUCCCCUUCACAGGAUGCUGGCAUCAAAGCCAAUGCUGCCCCCUGCUGUUCUGAGGUGAUUCCUGCUGCAAAGCCUUGUGCCAUAGAGCUGGCCUCGUGGAACAACGACGAGUUUGAUAAAGACACACAAAAUCUCUUCAGCGAUUCGCCUCCACAGAGUGUCAACCAACCGGUGAAGAGGAAAUUACCAGAAUGGGCGGAGCUACAGAGAGGCUCAGGCUCCACCUCUGCUGGCAACAAAAAAGCCAAGAAGAAAAAAGGCAUUUUCUUUUAACCCCCUGAGAAAUGAUUCUUCUGUGAAUGUUAAAAUUAAAAAAUGAAAAUUAGACACUUUUUCUCCUGGAUGUUAUGCUGCACAUGGCGGAAUGACUUAAUGCCAUAUUUUCAUUGUUUUCAUAAAGCCUUUGAUCCACUCUUGUCUUGACUCAACAAGAUUACAUUAUUGGCAUUUAGCAGACGCCCUUAUCCAGAGCGACGUACAAGUUGAUUAGACUAAGCAGGAGACAAUCCUCCCCUGGACCAAUGCAGGGUUAAGGGCCUUGCUCAAGGGCCCAACGGCUUUGCGGAUAUUAUUGUCAUAUACCUUAACCAGUACGCUACAGGCCGCCCGAUGCACAUAGUUUAACAUGCCUUGGUACUUAACAAAUAAUGCUGCUCUUUUUAAAAACAUAAUAUUAUGCAGGUUUUUUAUAUGUGUAAAUAUAACAUAAUUUUGUAA